AUGAAGUUGUCCGAAAAAUUGGAAAUCCUAGACUCGCCAUCGCAGAGUCCAAGUGGCGCACCGACGUUCAAGAUUAUGAGACACCGACAUAUUAAGUAAAGCUCUGUCAAAGCAAAUUUCUUAACUGAAAGCGAUCGAAGCUGUAUUGGGGAAUAUAAGCCAGAUGACAUGCUUUUCCCGUGUCCAGAAGAAGGAUGUGUAAAAGCCUACAGUCGCUUUGCAAACCUCCAGACACACCUAGAUUCUGGAAAACACCAAAUGAUGCUCGAACAGGAAACUCUCUACGAUAAGCUAAAAGAGAAUAUUCUUCCAAGCUGA
Messenger RNA from Pocillopora meandrina, 318 nucleotides. The record is from the annotation of a GenBank genome assembly. Lineage: Eukaryota; Metazoa; Cnidaria; Anthozoa; Scleractinia; Pocilloporidae.